Molecule: messenger RNA, 6604 nt
Organism: Sceloporus undulatus (fence lizard)
Lineage: Eukaryota; Metazoa; Chordata; Lepidosauria; Squamata; Phrynosomatidae
Gene: CPS1
Product: carbamoyl-phosphate synthase 1
Exons: 38
Coding region: 313-4653 (1446 amino acids)
Biological process (GO): L-glutamine metabolic process; 'de novo' pyrimidine nucleobase biosynthetic process; L-arginine biosynthetic process
Cellular component (GO): carbamoyl-phosphate synthase complex; cytoplasm
Molecular function (GO): ATP binding; metal ion binding; carbamoyl-phosphate synthase (glutamine-hydrolyzing) activity
Source: RefSeq, a predicted model, not a curated record
CCUUUACAGAGAAUUGUUGUGCCAGAACUGUUGCAAGAGGCCAUUAGUACAAAAAAGCCAUGUGCUAUUGCAGUGGCAGUGUUCAGCGUUGGCCACUGGCCAGUGCAACAGGGCUCUUAACUGGGCCGCAGGAAGUUGUGUGGUCUAUUUAAGAGAAUUUUACUGGCCAUAUUACCCAUAUUAUCUAAGACAAAUGCAUGAAAAACUUUCUGUACCAAGCUACCAUAGAGAAGAUGGAAAUGUGAAUAAGUGCAGAAUGAAGGAAGUUUGCAGGCACAAACUGCCAACUUGGUGCUGGAAGAUGGAACCAAGAUGAAGGGCUACUCGUUUGGCCAUCCAUCCUCUACAGCUGGAGAAGUGGUAUUCAAUACUGGCCUUGCUGGGUACACAGAAAGUCUGACUGACCCCAGCUACCACGGACAGAUCCUCACACUGGUUAAUCCCAUCAUAGGAAACGGUGGUGUCCCUGAUACUACUGCUUUGGAUGAAAUGGGACUCAGCAGGUUCUUGGAAUCUGAUGGUAUCAAGGUUUCAGGUUUGCUGGUGUUGGACUAUAGCAAUGAAUACAGUCAUUGGAGGGCUGUCAAACCCCUUGGGCAGUGGUUGAAAGAAGAAAAGAUCCCAGCUCUUUAUGGGAUUGAUACCAGGAUGCUGUCAAAAAUAAUUCGAGACAAGGGAACUGUUCUUGGGAAAAUUGAAUUUGAAGGUCAGCCUGUGGAAUUUUUGGAUCCAAACAAGAGAAACCUGAUUGAUGAAGUUUCAACUAAGGAAGUCAAAGUAUAUGGCAAAGGCAAUCCAUUGAAAAUUGUAGCUGUGGACUGUGGAUUAAAGCAGAAUGCUAUUCGUUUGCUAGUAAAGAGAGGUGCUGAAGUGCAUCUGGUUCCUUGGAAUCAUGAUUUCACUGGAAUGGACUACGAUGGACUUUUUAUUUCUGGUGGUCCUGGUGAUCCAACCCAAGCUCAAGAACUAAUUGAGAAUGUCAAGAAGGUCCUAGAGAAUAACCGUCAGGAACCUUUGUUUGGGACCAGCUUGGGGAGUCUAAUCACUGGACUGGCAGCUGGGGCCUCAUCCUACAAAAUGCCAAUGGCCAACAGAGGACAGAACCAACCAGUUGUGAACAUGAUAAAUGGACAGGCUUUCAUUACUGCUCAGAAUCAUGGCUAUGCAAUUGACAGCAGCUCCCUCCCUCCUGGCUGGAAGCCUCUAUUUGUGAAUGCGAAUGAUCAGACAAAUGAGGGAAUUAUGCAUGAGAGCAAGCCGGUGUUCACAGCACAGUUCUACCCAGAUGGCAAUCCAGGACCAACAGACACAGAGUUCUUAUUUGAUUCAUUUAUUUCACUGAUCAAGAAGGGAAAAGGUACAAGCAUUGCUUCAGUAUUGCCCAAGGCCACAGCUGCAACUUCGAGAGUGGAGGUUUCCAAAGUUCUAAUCCUAGGAUCUGGUGGUUUGUCUAUUGGUCAAGCAGGAGAAUUUGAUUAUUCUGGAUCACAGGCAGUCAAGGCCAUGAAGGAAGAAAAUGUGAAAACUGUCCUCAUGAAUCCCAACAUUGCCUCAGUUCAGACCAAUGAAGUUGGCUUAAAGCAAGCCGACACAGUUUACUUCCUCCCAAUCACCCCACAUUUUGUUACAGAGGUCAUAAAAGCAGAACAACCAGAUGGGAUAAUUCUUGGCAUGGGUGGACAGACUGCUCUUAACUGUGGGGUAGAGCUGUUCAAAAGUGGCAUUCUGCAAGAGCAUGGCGUUAAGGUCCUUGGAACUUCAGUUGAAUCCAUCAUGGCCACAGAAGACAGGCAGAUGUUUUCGGAUAAACUGAAUGAGAUCAAUGAGAAGAUUGCUCCCAGUUUUGCUGUGGAAUCGGUAGAAGAUGCUUUAGAAGCAGCAGGAAAAAUUGGUUACCCAGUCAUGAUACGCUCUGCUUAUGCCUUGGGUGGACUUGGAUCAGGUUUAUGUCUGGAUGAGGAACAGCUGUUGGAUCUUAGUACUAAGGCAUUUGCAAUGACCAACCAAAUUCUUGUGGAGAGGUCAGUGGUAGGAUGGAAAGAGAUUGAGUACGAGGUUGUGAGAGAUGCUGCUGACAACUGUAUAACUGUCUGCAAUAUGGAAAAUGUUGAUGCUAUGGGAGUUCAUACAGGUGAUUCUGUUGUAGUGGCUCCCAGCCAAACACUUUCAAAUGAAGAGCUGCAGAUGCUACGGGAAACGACUAUCAAAGUUGUGCGCCACUUAAACAUUGUGGGAGAGUGUAACAUCCAGUAUGCGUUGAAUCCUACCUCUUUGGAAUAUUUUAUCAUUGAGGUGAAUGCUAGGCUUUCCCGAAGCUCUGCCUUAGCAUCGAAGGCCACAGGGUACCCUUUAGCCUUCAUUGCUGCCAAAAUAGCCCUUGGGAUCCCAUUGCCUGAAAUUGAGAAUGUAGUAUCGGGAAAGACAACGGCCUGUUUUGAGCCAAGCCUGGAUUACAUAGUAACCAAGAUACCUCGCUGGGACCUUGACCGCUUUCAGGGUGCCUCCAGCAAGAUUGGGAGCUCCAUGAAGAGUGUGGGUGAGGUUAUGGCUAUUGGGCGUACUUUUGGAGAGAGCUUUCAGAAGGCAUUAAGAAUGUGUCAUCCUUCGGUCAAUGGCUUCACAUCAUGCUUGCCAAUGAACAAAGACUGGCCUUCUAAUGUGGAUCUCAGGGAAGAGCUGGCUGAAGCUUCUAGCAUACGGCUGUAUGCAAUGGGAAAGGCUUUGAAUGACAAUAUGCCUGUAAAUGACAUCCAUAAACUUACAGCCAUUGACAAAUGGUUCAUCUAUAAAAUGCGUGAUAUUGUGAAAAUGGAGAAGGACUUACAAGGUCUUAACAGGGAAACCAUUCCAGAGGAAAGCCUGAGGAGAGCCAAGCAGAUUGGCUUCUCAGAUAAGCAGAUCGGAAAAUGUCUGGGAAUAUCUGAAGCACAGAGCAGGGAACUGAGGCUGAAGAAGAACGUAACACCUUGGGUAAAACAGAUUGACACACUGGCAGGAGAAUACCCUGCUGUAACUAAUUAUCUCUAUGUCACUUAUAAUGGACAGGAGCAUGAUGUAAAAUUUGAUGACCAUGGAAUGAUGGUGUUGGGCUGUGGACCGUAUCACAUAGGGAGCAGUGUGGAGUUUGAUUGGUGUGCCGUUUCUUGCAUCCGCACAUUGCGUCAGCUUUGCAAAAAGACAGUUGUAGUGAACUGCAACCCCGAGACGGUGAGCACUGAUUUUGAUGAGUGUGACAGGCUCUACUUUGAUGAACUGUCACUGGAGAGGAUCCUGGACAUCUACCAACAAGAGGCAUGUGAUGGCUGCAUCAUCUCUGUAGGUGGACAGAUUCCAAAUAACCUGGCUGUGCCACUCUACAAAAAUGGGGUCAAAAUUAUGGGUACAAACCCUCUGCAAGUUGACCGGGCAGAAGACCGCUCAGUAUUUUCAGCUGUUCUGGAUGAGUUACAGGUGCCUCAGGCACCCUGGAAAGCAGUUAAUUCCUUGGAGGAUGCUGUUGAAUUUGCAAACGUUGUUGGCUACCCAUGCUUGUUGAGGCCUUCUUAUGUUUUGAGUGGCUCAGCAAUGAAUAUAGUAUAUACAGAAAAAGAGAUGAAAAAGUUCUUAGCUGAGGCAGCCAGAGUUUCACAGGAACAUCCUGUUGUAAUAACAAAAUUCAUUGAGGGAGCUCGAGAGGUGGAAAUGGAUGCUGUUGCCAAGAAUGGAAAGGUGAUCUGUCAUGCUGUGUCUGAGCAUGUGGAGGAUGCAGGAGUUCACUCUGGAGAUGCCACUUUGAUGUUCCCUGUGCAAACAAUUAGCCAAGGAGCCUUGGAGAAGGUGAAAAUUGCCACCAGAAAGAUUGGGGAUGCUUUCAAUAUCUCUGGACCAUUCAACGUUCAGUUUCUUGUCAGAGGAAAUGAAGUGUUGGUAAUAGAGUGCAACUUGCGAGCUUCACGUUCCUUCCCCUUUGUGUCCAAGUCCCUUGGUUUGGAUUUCAUUGAUGUAGCAGCUAAAGUGAUGACUGGGGAACAAAUCUACGAGUCCACUCUCCCGACACUGGAAACACCCAUGAUUCCUUCAGACUAUGUUGGCAUUAAGGCUCCAAUGUUCUCCUGGCCCCGCCUGAGAGAUGUUGAUCCUCUUCUCAGAUGUGAAAUGGCAUCUACUGGAGAGGUUGCCUGCUUUGGAGAAAAUAUCCAUUCUGCCUUCCUGAAGGCAAUGCUCUCUACAGGAUUUAAAUUGCCACAGAAAGGAAUUUUGCUUGGAGUCCAGAAUUCCUUCCGUCCCAAAUUCCUAGAAGAAGCACAGCAGCUCCAUAGUCAAGGUUUUAAGCUUUAUGCUACAGAAGGAACUUUUAAUUGGCUCAGUGGCAACAACAUUCCCGUAUUUCCAGUAGCAUGGCCAUCAGAGCAAAGUGCAGACUCCACACUUCUUCCAAUCAGACAGCUCAUACAAGAUGGGAGCAUAGACUUGGUAAUUAACCUCCCCAACAACAACACAAAGUUUGUCCAUGACAAUUACCUGAUCCGCAGGACAGCUGUUGACAGUGGAAUCUCCCUCCUCACAAAUUUGCAGGUAGCAAAGCUCUUCACUGAAGCUAUCAAAUAUUCUGGAAAACUGGACUGUAGAAGUCUCUUCCACUAUCGACGGUUCAAUGGCAACACAGGAGCAUAGAAGAAUAUCUCACUACCACGUUUUCCUGACAAUGAAUUGGGAUUUCCGUUCAUGACUGACACAUUUUCCCAGUUCACUAGACUGCACCCUUAAUGAAUGGACUUUUUUUUCCGUCAAAUUUUUCAUCUCUGUGUUGGAGAUACUACCUCAGUAUUGAUAAUCUGGCAGAUUCUAAAUAUUGAAUAACAUUUUACCCUUCAACUUUAUUCCUUGCCAUUUUGCCAGUGAAUUCACAGGGAUCUGCUUCCAAAUACAUGCACCUAGAAUUUGGAUGGUAAAAUGAAUUCCAAAGAAUUCUCAAAUUCACUUGAAAUGUGAAAGAAUAAAAUCGGUAUCUAAAAAUCUUUGGUAUACUUUCUGUACAUUUAAAUGAUAGAUAGAUGAUAUAGAUAGACAGACAGACAGGAGUGAUAACUUUAUUGUUUAGAAAAAGAAAAGAGGAGUAUUGGUAUGAUCAAACGAUUCCCAUACCGAUGCAUAAAGAUAUAAAGUAUCGUGAGAUGCACACUGCGUUUUAACAAACAACUUAUUUUCUCUCCUGACCCCCAGAAUUGAUGAGACCGACAGGCUUUUUUAAGACAGGAGAAAAAGCAGGUGAUUCAUAUGUUCCCUGCUGUUCCUUUGAGAACUGUCCCUGUGUAUUUCCGUACCUUCCUUCAGAAGCCAGGGAUACAUUCAGAAAAUUUGCUAAGUCUAGUUCAAAACCGCCAUUUAACUGUCAUGCACCCUUAAUCUAUUUCCUUCCCACCACAGCUCAUUCUGAGGAAUUUCCAGCCCUCUCCUUUACAGCCAGUAAUCAGCUUUCUCCUGCUUGAUUUACUUCAGCGAUACUGCAAUCACUUGCUACUGAAUAUGAUGAAUGUGACAGGGACUGUUUCAAGUAAGGGGAACAGCAAUUCACUGCCUUUUGGUGACAGCUGAUGACAGUAACAACGCAGCUUCUUUUUGUUUGUUCUUCAUCCUGAAUUGGCCUGCUGUCUUCUUUUACCCAUUGGGGGCCACUUUCUAUUUUGCCUUGUCAUAUGAUACAGGCAUGCCUCCACAAGGCACUCUGGCGAUUAAAGGUGAUUCAUGCGGGAAGAUGUAAUUCUGUGACAACCCUCACAAAAAUCCUUUGUUACUUAAAAGAAAAGUAUCCUCUGAAUCUUGCAAAGAUCGGCUAUGUUUUAAUGUGCCGAAGGUGCCAGUUUCAGUUUCCACCUGGUAGGACUGGUUGGGAGUUAUGUCUGCGAACCCAGAGAGCCGUGAUAGUUUGCAGAGACAAAACUGAACCACAUGGACAGAAACACAGUUGCUAUAAACAGUAUGACUCAGUGAAUAGCAACUGUAUGUUCCCAUGCAUUUAACUUGUGUGAUUUACUGAAAAUGUGAUAAAUGGUGCAUGUCAUUCCAUGUUUGAAUACUUAGGGUUUAAUUUCUGCAGGUUUUGCCAUUAUUUUCCAUGUUACUACUAGGCCCUGGGAUAUGGGAAUUAGAGUGUCUUUUUAUUUGGGCAUACCAAGUGCCUUUCUAUUACUACUGUCUAGCUGAAAUCAUUCCCAGUAGGCAUGAGAUUAGAAUUAAGGAACAAAUUGCUUCUUAUGGCUUUCCUAAUCAAGGAGGAAAGUAGGCAUGAUCCUUUCCUUUUUCUCUUGUGAAGAAAGAGGUAGGACAGUCUUGACUGGCGCCAAAGAAGAAAGAGUUAAUAACCCAUUUCCCGCACAUGUCAGCCAUUCUGUGUGCACAGUGGUUAGAGUGAUUGACUGGGAUUUGGAAGAUUUAGGUCCUAGUAUUCAAAGAACCAGGAUGCUCACUGGAUUCCAAUGACACGUUUUCACCUUUGCUAAACUCACACACUGGGACAAGGUGGGGAGGAAGAGAGCCAUGUACAAUAUGACCUUUAUCUCAAAUGAAAGGAAAGGUGAAAUAUAAAUGUUAACCACUGUACUCCCACUCCACCACCACCAAUAAA